Guyanagaster necrorhizus is the source of this 1701-nucleotide messenger RNA. RefSeq lists its product as uncharacterized. Lineage: Eukaryota; Fungi; Basidiomycota; Agaricomycetes; Agaricales; Physalacriaceae. Bases 1 to 1701 code for a protein of 566 amino acids. The transcript has 2 exons. The record is from RefSeq and is a predicted model, not a curated record.
AUGACCUAUAUCCCUCACCCAUCCGCCGGAUCCCAGUCGACCUCGUCGCUGUCCUCAGAGACUUUCGACAGAGAGCACAAGAAAAAAGCCGUUCAGAAGUUUCUAGCCAGGGCUGAGCUUUCCAACGUUACCCGUGCAUUGCGAACACGCUUAUCCUAUGCCUCCCACAAAACUACCAACAAUGCCCCCAAUGCGUCCUUACGUGACUUUGAAUCGCAGAGCCAGUCUCCAGCCAAUUCGUCUGCCUUCGCCCGCAGCAACACCGCCAGACGCAAACCACCGACGACCAGCAGCUAUCAUGCCAAUCUAGCUACUCAUGGAAUGAGUGGCGCAGGAUCUACUAGCAGUCCUCUCCGAAGGGGUAGUUCAGGUCCGAUCACACUGACAGCUGGUCUUUCGUCGCGCGGCAGCUUUUUGGGUAUCAAUGGUACACCUACCAGCGCAGGGGAUCUCAGCAGCAGCGCUUCGCGACAAUCAGUCGGUGGGCCGACGCUUUUUACGUCUAUCCUGGCGCCGCCACCUACACAGCAGGCGCGCACUAUUUUGAACGCUAAUGAUCCACCUGUUGCUCCUCCUAUACGACCCGCUCCAUCGCCCCAGAUGCAGGGCGGUGGGGUAGCGCGGAGCAUUGCAGAGGGAACGCGUGCGCAUUCUAAAAGCCGGCGCCCCGACGGAGCUGGAUCAGGCAAAGGCAAACACCGAGCCAGGACCUCAGACCGUGGCGACCUUGACGCAGAUGGCGAUGUUGACAUGAAGGCAGCUCAGACUCUAACCUCUCUGCUCCUGCACCACCGACCUUCAAUAUCUGGCAGUGUGUCAUCACCGCGCUCAAGUUUCGAUGGAUCAGAUGCAGGGUCCACACAAUCAUAUUCACAGUAUACUCAGAGUUCUGCUCGGGGCUUUCCCAAUACGGGACCACCUCUAUCCUCCAGUCUCGCUUCGACGUCUACCAUUUCUGUUGGUUCCUAUCGAGAUAAGACCCCCCCUCCCAUGUCGAACGCGCCCCCUUCUCAGCAAACAACACCACGACCGGCUCCUACUGACAAUGAAGCUGCGGAUCUGAUGCUGUUCCUAGCAACAUCUCCGUCACCUGCGCGUCCGUCCAAUAAAGAUGCCAAGGACAUGGCCGCGUAUCGUACAUUAGGGGGCGGCGCGGGAGUGUUGCGGGCCAAGGGCCGGGUCUUGUUUCCCACCGCUCCCGGUGAACCAAAUAGUCAAGAUGCGGGCAGGGUCAAUCCCCGUGGGACAGGGUCUGGGCUAUCUCGUGGUGGGGAGAGUAGUUUUACGUCCAGCAUCUCCAGUAUUGGAAGCGAUUUGGGUGGGCGACGCGAUUCCAUUCCAGGCGUCGAUAGUGGUAUGUCCAGAUCAUCGAAUCGUUCAUCUACACCUGCUCAGCUCCUUCCGCCGCCGUCUUUUCCCUCGCAAAUGUCCGUUCCGUCGAGUCCAUCUGGCCGCCGCAAGUCAGUUGACGGUAGCCCAAGACCAGGAUCAGCCCAUGAUUUCAACUUCCAUGAUUUUAUUAACGCGUCUCCUUCACCCUCUCGAGGCUACCCUCAACACAACAGAUUAACGGGCCUGCGUGCCGAUGUUGGAAGAAAGUUGUUUGAGGGAGAACAGAUGCGUCUGGGAAUGCAAGGAGGUCAUAUGAAGAGACCGGACGACCGAGGCCUGGGUGCAGGAAUCGAUUUGUUGAAGAGUUAA